This is a messenger RNA of Hemicordylus capensis (graceful crag lizard), 890 nucleotides long. It is a transcript of the gene MED28, whose product is annotated as mediator complex subunit 28. Gene Ontology annotation, cellular component: mediator complex. The record is from RefSeq and is a predicted model, not a curated record. The transcript has 4 exons. Bases 119 to 685 code for a protein of 188 amino acids. NCBI's taxonomy places the organism in Eukaryota, Metazoa, Chordata, Lepidosauria, Squamata, Cordylidae.
CCUCCCGAGGCAGCCCCACCCCCUUAGCCUCUCGGAAGCCUUCGCAUCUGUGAGCGCGUCAUCCUCCUGUCGCCAGUGCGCCUGCGUAGUAGCUACCUUUGGCCUCUGUUCCGUUGCUAUGGCGGCCGGCUUGAGUGGGAUGUUUGGCAACCAGGGCCCGGUUCCUCCUCCGCCUCCCCCACCUCCUCCCCCUCCUCCUCCAGUAGCCGCAGGUGGCCCGGGCCAGCCUGGGCUCCUCCCCACGAACCCUGCGGGGCCGCGGAAUCCCAACAGCACCCUCGUGGACGAGCUAGAAGCUUCUUUCGAGGCUUGCUUUGCUUCCCUUGUGAGUCAAGAUUAUGUGAAUGGUACAGACCAAGAAGAAAUUAGAACUGGAGUUGAUCAGUGUAUCCAGAAAUUUUUGGAUGUUGCAAGACAAACAGAAUGUUUUUUCCUACAAAAAAGGUUACAACUAUCUGUCCAGAAACCAGAUCAAGUAAUUAAAGAGGAUGUUUCAGAACUGAGGGGCGAAUUGCAGAGGAAAGAAGCACUAAUCCAGAAGCACUUGGGUAAACUGCGAAACUGGCAGCAGGUCCUGGAAGACAUCAAUAUACAGCACAAAAAACCAGCUGAAAUGCCUCAAGGACCUUUAGCAUAUUUAGAGCAGGCUUCAGCGAAUAUCCCUGCACCCCUUAAGCAAACGUGAAAAAGGAGCAGAAUUCAAAGAAGAAGUUUUUUUUAUUUUUGUAGAUCAAGUGUGGAACUCUUAAUUUUUUACAGUCUGUAUAGUGCAUUUUUAUAUGGAUUUUUAAUAAGGAAAAUGUAAUCUGUACCGAUGAGGGUAGACCUUUUAUUAGUCAUCCAGCCCCAAAGGCUACAUACAGUACAGAUUAAAAACAUUUCUCUUUGAA